Globicephala melas (long-finned pilot whale) is the source of this 8609-nucleotide messenger RNA. It is a transcript of the gene GTF3C4, whose product is annotated as general transcription factor IIIC subunit 4. Lineage: Eukaryota; Metazoa; Chordata; Mammalia; Artiodactyla; Delphinidae. Gene Ontology annotation, molecular function: histone acetyltransferase activity; protein binding. Gene Ontology annotation, cellular component: transcription factor TFIIIC complex. Gene Ontology annotation, biological process: transcription initiation at RNA polymerase III promoter. The record is from RefSeq and is a predicted model, not a curated record.
CUGAGGGGAGAAAACCGCAGCUAAGGACGUUGGGGGCAGGCGGCCGCGUUGCGGGAGGCGGUAACGGGACGGUGACGCGCGGUUGGUGCGCCCGGGGUCCGGCUUCUGCAUCCGAGGAGAGAUGAAUACGGUCAAGGCCCGGGUGGGGCCCGCGGCCGACCGGCCUGCGCCACCCGAGGAGAAGGAGGGCGAGGCGGGCGGGAAGGAGCCGGGGGCGGACGCGGCCCCCGGGCCCAGCGCCGCGUUCCGCCUCCUAGUGACUCGGCGAGAACCGGCGGUGAGGCUGCAGUAUGCGGUGAGCGGCCUGGAGCCGCUGGCGUGGUCCGAGGACCACCGCGUGUCGGUGUCCACGGCCCGCAGCAUCGCUGUGCUGGAGCUCAUCUGCGACGUGCACAACCCGGGCCAGGACCUGGUUAUCCACCGCACCUCGGUGUCUGCGCCUCUCAACAGCUGCUUCCUCAAAGUUGGCUCAAAAACGGAAGUUGCUGAGUGUAAGGAGAAAUUUGCCGCCUCUGAAGACCCCACAGUCAGUCAGACUUUCAUGUUGGACAGGGUGUUCAACCCUGAGGGGAAGGCUUUGCCACCACUGAGAGGAUUCAAGUACACUAGCUGGUCCCCCAUGGGCUGCGAUGCUAAUGGCAGGUGCCUCCUGGCAGCGCUGACCAUGGACAAUCGCCUGACCAUCCAGGCUAACCUUAACAGACUGCAGUGGGUCCAGCUGGUCGACCUGACGGAGAUUUAUGGGGAACGUCUUUAUGAGACCAGUUACAGGUUCUCUAAAAGUGAGGCCCCGGAAGGGAAUCUCAGGGAUUUUGCUGAGUUUCAGAGAAGACACAGCAUGCAGACACCAGUCAGGAUGGAGUGGUCAGGCAUCUGUACCACUCAGCAGGUCAAGCAUAACAACGAGUGCCGCGACGUGGGCAGCGUGCUCCUGGCCGUCCUCUUUGAAAACGGCAACAUUGCUGUGUGGCAGUUUCAGCUACCGUUUGUAGGAAAGGAAUCCAUCUCUUCAUGCAACACAAUUGAGUCAGGAAUCAACUCUCCUAGUGUUUUGUUUUGGUGGGAAUAUGAGCACAAUAAUCGGAAAAUGAGCGGCCUUAUCGUGGGGAGUGCUUUUGGACCUGUAAAAAUUCUUCCUGUCAAUCUCAAAGCAGUUAAAGGCUAUUUCACGUUAAGGCAGCCUGUCGUCUUGUGGAAAGAAAUGGACCAGUUGCCAGUACACAGCAUCAAGUGUGUACCGCUGUAUCACCCUUACCAGAAGUGUAGUUGUAGCUUAGUGGUGGCCGCAAGAGGACCCUAUGUGUUUUGGUGUCUUCUUCUGAUCUCCAAAGCAGGUCUGAAUGUUCACAAUUCUCACGUCACAGGCCUGCACUCACUGCCGAUUGUCUCCAUGACUGCAGACAAGCAGAAUGGGACGGUAUAUACUUGUUCCAGUGAUGGGAAGGUGAGGCAGCUGGUUCCCAUUUUCACAGAUGUUGCAUUGAAGUUUGAACACCAUUUGAUUAAACUCUCGGAUGUGUUUGGCUCAGUGAGGACACACGGGAUAGCUGUGAGCCCCUGUGGUGCGUACCUGGCCGUCAUUACCACUGAGGGCAUGGUCAACGGCCUCCAUCCCGUUAACAAAAACUACCAGGUUCAGUUUGUUACUCUCAAAGCCUUUGAAGAGGCAGCUGCUAAGCUUCUGCAAUCUUCAAUUCAAAAUCUCUUUAAGCAGGUAGAUUUAAUAGACCUAGUACGUUGGAAGAUUUUAAAAGAUAAACGUAUCCCUCAAUUUUUACAAGAAGCUUUGGAAAAAAAGAUUGAAAGCAGUGGGGCCACCUAUUAUUGGCGUUUCAAACUCUUCCUCCUGAGGAUUUUAUACCAGUCAAUGCAGAAAACCGCUUCAGAAGCCUUAUGCAGACCCAUCCUUGAGGACUCAAAAAUCUUACUAGUUGACUCACCUGGGACGGGCAAUGCUGAGGGCGAGCAGCAGGAAGAAGGCGCUGCCUCCGAACAGACGACUAAGCAAGGCCUUCAGGAGAGGAGCAAAGGAGGUGAUCCAGAGGGCCCCACAGAUGACUCAGUCACUCAGCCUGGAGACACUGGAGGCCGAGAGCCAAUGGAAGAGAAACUCCUUGAAAUCCAAGGGAAAAUUGAAGCUGUGGAAAUGCACUUGACCCGGGAGCACAUGAAGCGAGUCUUAGGCGAAGUAUACCUGCACACCUGGAUCACAGAAAACACUAGCAUCCCCACCCGGGGACUCUGUAACUUUUUAAUGUCUGAUGAAGAGUAUGAUGACAGAACCGCACGGGUGCUGAUCGGACACAUCUCAAAGAAGAUGAACAAGCAGACUUUCCCUGAGCACUGUAGUUUGUGUAAAGAGAUUUUGCCAUUCACAGAUCGCAAACAGGCAGUCUGUUCCAAUGGCCACAUUUGGCUCCGGUGCUUUUUAACCUACCAGUCCUGCCAGAGUUUGAUAUACAGAAGGUGUUUGCUCCAUGACAGCAUUGCCCGCCAUCCAGCCCCAGAAGAUCCUGACUGGAUUAAGAGGUUACUGCAAAGCCCCUGCCCUUUCUGUGAUUCUCCUGUCUUCUGAAUGUCCAGGAUGGGAAGAUGGAAAGGGCAUGUACUCUGCUGUGGAAAGUGCCGUCCAGCCCCAAGAGCUAGGACGCGCAAGAGGAGAGGCACCCUUCAUGACUGUACAUAGGGCGUGGGGACUCACUGCUGAAGUGUGUUCUCUGUCUCCAGGGACUAAAGAAUGUCUUUAAAGUGACUGAGUGCAGAGAUUUUAAGUCCUUUUGAGAUGAACAUUAUCCCCCAACUCCUUGCCAAUGAGGAACUUAUUUUUCAAGUGUCUUGACUGAAGCAGUUUGAACAAAACGCAUGCCCUGUCAUUUCUCAGAACAGAAUGGUCCCUUCUAGGGAGUAUGGAUAAGGGCCUUGCUGGGCCGAGUUAGGCUUUUUAAUUCUGGCCUUGGUCUGGAACUGUCUUGUGGCUCCAGGGAGCUGUAGUUACCUGGUACGUGGUAUGCAGUGUCCCAACAGAUAUUAAAGUGUCUGAAACAACCUGUGGGCCUGAUAUUUGGUUCUCAACAAACAACUGCAGAUCUGCAUCCUGCCAGUUGUUUUUCAUGCAUAUUGAAAACAUUUUCUUAAAACUAUAUAUUUUAAAGAGGUUGAAGCCAAGACUAAAGUUGGUUUUAAUGUGUCAAAAGAUCAGGUGACUCUUGUAAGUUAAUAAUUGUGACAUUUUUAAUGAUCUCUCCCAUGUCAUCAGUUUCCUGCUCUGACUCCUUCACAGGUAUAAGGAUGUCAAGUAUUCCUGUUCACCUGCAUCACAACCCUCUUCAGACUUACCUGUGACAACUUGGUGAGAUAUUUGUACACAGAGGAAAAGUAAUAUUUUCUCCUUUUUUAUUAAAACAUUUAAUAUUUUUAAUGUUGAUAUUUCCAGACGUAUCAUUUAUAUCCCGAGUCUGUCUAGAGACGUCCAGAAAGAGACAGGCAGCUCAGAAGUGUGGACCCUUGAGCUCUGGUGCUAUCGUGUGUGUAGCUCAGUCAACCAGAGGCUGGGAAUUCCUUCCCCCUGCAAAGGUCCUCGAUAUUUAUAAUACAGGUAUUUUCCUGUGGACUGUUAAGAAGAGAUGUUAGACAUUAAUUGGUCUUAAAACCUACAAUUAACAAUAGACAUUCUAGAACUACAGUGUCCUUGGAUUUUUAAAAUAAGUAUCCUAGGGAUUGGUGCUAAUUAACAGGACUGUAAGGCACUCACCUUGAAAUGGUGCAUAUUUCUGGGAAGUUGGAUGGGAAAUACAAAAUGUGAAAUUUAAGUGAUAUUAAACCUUUAUUCUAACACUUAUUCUUGCUCUUAUUUUUGUAUCCUUAGUGAAAGACAUUUUGUCCUCACUGAGAAACGCUUGCUGUUUGGAGAGCAUGUAACAGCAACACCGCUCCCGCCUGUAGGCUCUCUCCCCCUAGUGUCUUCCCUGCUCUGUCCGUAGCUAUUGGAGACAAGAGCCCUUAAGAGGCACUUCCAGACAGUCUGCUUUGAAAUGUCUUUUGUUUCCCUUUCAAAUUUUUGUUUUUGUCUCCUGUGUUUAAUUCUGUAUUUCUGCUGCUGUUUAGUUCUGCUGGAUCACCUGCUUAUCUUUCUCAUUUUGGUGGUAAUUUCAAGAGGAGUGUUUAUCCAGACUUCAGGGUCCAGCAUGUUCAAAUGAUUGUCAAGGAAGAGAACCAGGCAACAUUAAAAUCAGGAAGAACACAGCUCAGGAAGCUGUAUAGCUGCGGUCGUUUGUGCCUAGAGCUGUUUCACUUUACAGUAAAUAUGACAGUAAAAAUUGAGAUCCUGUCAGGGAAUUCUUGCAGUUUCUAUACUCAGAGCACGUGCUGAGUUUCACUUAUACUCAGAGCACAUGCUGAGUUCCACUUAUACUCAGAGCACAUGCUGAGUUUCACUUAUUUUUUUUUCCUAAUCAGAGUUAGUAGUUGAUUUGUUCUUACUGAGGAAUUUUGUGCUGCUGCCAUUUAAAACUUACGUUAAGUUUUUAUUUAAAGCAGUUAUGCAUUUGGGGGGAAAAUUUGACUCUUAGGAAUAAACUAAAAAGGGUCACCUGAGUUAUUUUGUAUGUCUGGGUAGCAGUAAACAUGGCAACUCUUUUACUAGAACGUAGCUUCUCUCUGGGGGGCUCUGCCCAAUGGCAUUCUUAAGGCUGAAAUCCAGCCAGCACCUGCCUCAAAUUUCUGCACACCGAGUUGGGAGCCCUCUGCCCCCUCUUCCCACCCCUCCCUUCUGUGGAGGUUAAUCCAUUGACCUGUGAGAACGAGAGGAGAUUUUCAGUUAAUGGCAGCAUCACACAGUGCGCUUCUGAAUGUCCUAAGGGUCAGCAUACUUGGUGACAGAGUGGUGAGCAGCGAAGCCCUGGAAGAGCGUGAGGGACGCCGGGAAACUGUCUCCUGGUUUACACUUAGCAUAUGCCCUCUGUGCCUUCCUAGAACUCACCUGAUCUGUGUAGUGGAUUUCAAGUUAAUUUCAGCUGUCACCGCUCCACAGCGUGGAUGAGACGGCCAUGAUGCCGCUGCUUUGCAUGAAGGUGCAGGAGCAAAGGUCCUGUGCAAUUAGACCUUCUAAGCCAUGACAGUGUUGCAUUUUGGGAGUCUGAUGUCCACACCUGUGUCACACUUUCUCUGUUGAGGGUUAUUUGUUCCUGUUAUUCUAGAUAAGAAAUUGAGAGUUCGUUAGGCCUGAUACUCAUUCUGAAAUCCUAUGUCCACUACCCAGACUUCAAGCCAUCUCUGCCUACUAUUGUAUCUGCCCAAACUACCAGUUAUUUUUCAAUGUCAGGAGUUACUAGAACCACUGGUGAAGCUCAUGGUCGAGGGUGACAUUUUUCUGCUUCUCCCUCUAGGAAGUUUUUGAGAAUGUUAAUGCUGGGGCGUGUGGGCUAGACCUAUUAGCAGCCUUCACCAGUUAGGUUAAAAGAAGGUCAGAGGGUAAUAACUGAAUAUUAAAAUAUAUUCUGUUGUAACUGUAAUGGUGUCAGAUUAUAUGCAGAAGAAAUCAAGGCUCAUUGGUCUUGUCUGGAGGAACACAGAGCUGCUUUUUCAGAGCACCCGCUCUCCUGGCAGCACUGAGCUGUGUCGGGGUUUGGUGAAUUGCCACGGCUCCUGGAAUGAAAGCAGGAAUUACUGUCACUGUACGAUUUCCACGGGUCCAUCCAUCCUCUCUGCUCCUGACCUCCCUCUCCCUCCCUUCCAGGAGGGGUCCUCUCCAUUUCCGUCCCUUUAGUUCUCUCAGCUUUAGGACACCUUCUGAGCUACCAGAUUUGAAAGAAAAAUAGGUUUGUGAUAAAAUUUCUAAAAACUAAAUCACAUAGCAGGUCUCCCUUCCUAGAAGAAACUAUUAAACAGUAGUUUUUCUUUCUAAGAGUAAUAGUGUUAGUUGUUAACAACUUGAUAAACUGUAUCUGGUUUUCUUCAAAACUCUGAAUUAUAAUUUCCCUGUUGGAAAUUUCCCACACCUUCAGGCUGGACUUUGGGCAGAGUGGGCUGGAUUUCAUCUCCCUGCCACCACCCGCUCUGCUCCCCAAGCCAGUUAUUCCUGACAAGCAAAAAAAAAUUCUGGCUAUAUUCAAAGUCAGCAGGCCUAAACUUUUUUAAGGGAAAGAUAGGUUCUGCCCUUUUUUCUUUUUAGAGAUGGGACAGCACAAACAGCAAAUAGCUGGACCAAUAAAAGCAUCUCUUUACGGCUAGCCCUGCGUGGACUGUUGGGGUCUGCAGGCUUCCAUGGUUGAGUGUGAACAAACACAUCCCUGUGCUCUCACGCUGCUACCUGUGUGGGUGGGGCUCAGCAGCUCUGUUGACAGCAGAGCGGCUCGGGCAUCUAGCCUCUCCCCUCACCAUCGUCGGAUUGUAAAAAUGCCUCUAUAGCAGACCUAACUGAAGUGAAGUGGUUGCACUUUAGCUGUUAGUGGAAGUAGCAGCCGGCAGUUUCCAGCAGAGUUUUAGACCAUGUCUCAAGUCUCAUAGGUAUUAAGCUUUGAACUGCUCUUUUUUGAUGCUAAAAGAAGUUUUUGGAGCUAGGAUCUUCAUGUGAUAACCUGGUAUCUGCAGUUCAAGCUGACGUUAGAGCGUGUGAGAUUUGACUGUCCUUAUACUGCAUUAAGUCAGCUUUGCAGUUGCUUCUAAUGAUCACUCUCACCACAGCAUCGCUAUCCUGGUGUACAGCAGGGUUUUUCAGGAGAUGCAGAGUUGUUUCCCUGGCACAGAUGCACAUCAGUAUCAGGACUGGCUGGCUGGCCUGAGUCUGGUAAAUAGGGUGCAGCCUCCUAUCUGCCUGUAUGGUUUGUUUUAAGAUGGCUGUUUCUGAAAACUUGCUGUAGAAAUCAGUAAAUUUAACGGGGGAGAGACUUUAUAUAACGAAGUCCUGUAAAGAAGUUAAUCUUUUUGUUAUAUAAUAUGUAUGCCCCCAACCUCUUAAUCAGAUUAGGUGAUUCCGCUUUUAUCUUGCAUUUUAACUUAUAACUAUACUCCAGGGGGGGAGACUUAAUAUAUGAUAUGAGGUCCCAGACAGUGCGUUUAUUCACCACAGUAUUAUAUGGUUAACCAACAUGGUGUUCAUUCAUUCAUUCAUUCAUUCAUCCCAGGCUUGGGAGGAGUUGCAAAGGGGGAAUGAUGAUACUUUCAUACUGAUGUGAUAAAGCAAAGGUGCAGGCUGUCUAGUUGAAAUAUUGUAAAUGGGUUGGUGGACUUGAAUUUCAGAACUCUAAAUCUUAUAGUUAUUUCUAAGGUAAAAACUUGCUUACCUCACUAUUAUGAAGUCCUGUUAGUUUCAUAGAAAGAUCCUGUGAAAUGGUCUCCUUGGAUGGUGUAAGAGGUGGUGGCUUUGAAGCAUUUCAUGUGUUAUCAGUUUGACUCUUGGCUGACAGACUGGUGAGGUCUAGGGUGUUUUGUUUUGUUUUUGGUAUUAAUGCAAAAAUGAAUUAUGUCUUUUUCAAGACUGACUCAGAUUUGUACUUCAGUGUAUGAAAAGAAAGUGAACAUCAAACUUGUGUACACAGAAAUAAGACUGUAUAGAAAAAUAAGUCUGUGUUGUGUAGAGUAGUAUAUAUUUUGUUUAUCCAGUGCCUGCGCUAUCUUUGUGCUUGGCUUCAAAUUAUGUGUUUGUUUACAUAUGACAUUUUUUGAAAUAAAAAGAAAAGGCAACUAAAAACUUAAGGUUAUGGAAAGGAGAUGGUUUUUUAAUGCUUACCAUCUGAUUAGGUGGUGUGUUUUAAACGUUUAGUGUGUAAAUAAAAAACUUUAAGAAUAAUAGCACAUUUUGCUUGGAAUACCCCCAUCCAGAAGAAUUGGCUGCUUCCCUGCAUUAUACGUAUGUACAUAGUGUUCAUUAUUAGAUUGUAAGCUCCUCAAGGGCAGGGACUGUCUGUCUCAUCUUGGUAGUUCCUGCAGCACCAAGUGUCAAGUGCCUUGCACAGAGUAGGUGCUGGUGAUACAGAGAAUGAGUGAGUAACUUCCUGCCACCUGUAAGACGAAGCAUGGUUCACUUUUUCCAGUGUGUUCAAAACUGCGAAGAACUGAUGACCGGAAGAGGGCAGAAUUCUUUCUUGGGUUUGAACUGGGUCUCCUGGGCUGAAGCAGACCAUGCUGUCUCCUUUGCACUAGUUAUCUUCUUUCCCUGAAGAUACACUGGUGUCCUGAGCUUUUAUCUGAUAGUAGGGCAGAGGUUUCCGGGAAAAGUUUGAAGUGGGAAAGAUUAUAGAGAAAAUGAAAUGGAAAUUAUGGAGGGUGUUUGUCAAAUGCAGUCCUGUGGGGCAAUCAUCUUAUUUUAGUUACUACUAAAGAAAAGGGUAGCAAAUUCUCUUUCUUUACCAGUUAGCUGGUUGGCCAAUUUUCCAGUUAAUGAAAUCGUUGGUUUUUUAGCUUUUUCCCAUUUUGGAUACCCCGCAAUUGCUCUUAGGAUUCUGGUACUUAGAGUCUAUUAAAGUUGCUGUGAACAUCCAGUGCUGUACAUAAUGGCGGUUUUGUAAAUGUGAAAUAACCUCAAUUAUGUUGUGUUUUGUAUGCAGAGCCACUAGUAUUGUUAUCUUGGCCACUUUUUUAUUCAAAAUAAAUAAAUAAUCAAAUUACUUGUA